AUGAACAGGACAACAAAUAUAGGCUACAGAGAAGCAGCCACUCGCUUAGUCACACCAGCAAAGAAGAUAAACGGGAAAGGUCGCGCGUGGCACAAUUCUUCAUACUUUCACAUUGCAAAAUUUUUGGCACUAGGGACGGAGGGACGGGGCGGCGGGCUGGCGACGUCAGUGGCCCCUCUAACUCGCACGCUCACGUAUCCACACGUUACGAUGGAUCGCCGAUGUUCCCAGUCUGUCCGGACACUUGUGUUCGACGAUUCAGACUCUGAUCCGCCUAAACUCGGACAGAAGAAGGAUUUGUCAUCCACUGGAGCACCAUUGUCGCUGAACCAGAGCGCUGAAGGUCGGUGA
This is a messenger RNA of Spodoptera littoralis (African cotton leafworm), 351 nucleotides long. NCBI's taxonomy places the organism in Eukaryota, Metazoa, Arthropoda, Insecta, Lepidoptera, Noctuidae. The record is from the annotation of a GenBank genome assembly.